GACAGGGACUAUAGCUCUCACACACAGCAGCCCAAUAUUAGAGGAUACACAGCGUAGUUUUCCCCCCACACACAACCCCACCUUAUAGAUACAUCAUAGCGUAAUAUUGCCGAAUUGCAUUUUAUCAUCACAUAUUAUUUCCCCCUUGGACAUUGAUGCAUUUACCUCAGCGGUCGCCGUAGCGGUCAGACCGAUCGUUAUUGCUUUUAUUCCCUUCCUCUCGCUACCAGAGACUAACAAUCUACACCGCAAAGAUGGCUGAGCUGAAUUUGGGGAAGGGUCUGACUGCGGGGAAAGUGGCCAGCAACGUCCAGAAGAAGCUGACCAGAGCGCAGGAAAAGGUUCUACAGAAGCUGGGCAAAGCAGAUGAGACCAAAGAUGUUGCCUUUGAGGAAGGCGUUAUCAACUUCAACAAACAAUAUGCAGAAGGCAGCAAACUACAAAGGGACCUAAGAGCAUACCUGGAGGCAGUUAAAGCAAUGCACGAGUCCUCCAAGAACGUGCAGGCAUGUCUUGCUGACAUGUACGAGCCAGACUGGUAUGGCAAGAACGAAGUGGAUUCCGUUGUGGAGGACUGUGAUGUGCUUUGGAUUGAUUAUCACCAGAAGUUGGUGGAUCACGCUCUAAUCUCUAUGGAUACCUACCUAGGGCAGUUCCCUGAUAUCAAGGCUCGCAUUGCCAAGAGGGACAGGAAGCUGGUGGAUUAUGACAGUGCCAGACAUAAUUAUUCUGCUGCGCACAAGACCAAAAAAAAGGAUGGAGGAAUUAAAAUUACCAAGCCCUCCUCCUUGUUGGAAAGGGCCACUCCAGGUUGGGCUCAGGGUAUCCUGUCAGCACACAAUGUUGCUCAGAGCAGUCUCUCCAGGAGCCAGGCUGAGGAGGAGUUGGAAAGAGCCCAGAAGGUGUUUGAGGAGAUUAAUAUUGACUUGCAAGAGGAAUUACCUUCACUCUGGAACAGUCGUGUUGGGUUUUAUGUCAGCACCUUCCAGAGUUUGUCAGGUUUUGAGGAGAAGUUUCACAAGGAAAUUGGUCGGCUGGGUCAGGAUUUAUUUGACGUCUUGGAGAAACUGGAGACAACAGACACAACAGGCAGAAAGACAGAUAACCGCGACGCCUCAUCCUCAGCACCAAACAGGAGCAGUUCUGUGGAGCCUCCAGUUGUGAAUCGUGAAAAAGAGGCAACUAACCACACUCUCAGACCGGGAGGACCACCUCCAAUCCCCAAAUCUCCAUCCAAGUUAAAACCAGCAGUGCCUCCUCCACCAAAGGUCACCCCAUCUAAGGACUUAAAAACAGAGAACAUCAUCAACCUGUUUGAUGCUGCAGCGGCACCUGACAUCAGUGUCACCUCCCCUACAGAGUUUGACAGUCCUGCAGUCAGCAGCCUGUUGGACAUGGACCUGGACACUUUCAGUGCAGCAGCCAAACCCUCCACGGCCACUCAGCCUGCAAACUGGGACUCAUGGUCUGAGGAUGGUGGUGCCCCGGAGAAAGAAACAAAGCAGCACUAUGACCCGGUUGCUGCUGCUACCGAGGCCUGGGGCGAUGAUGGUAAACAGCCCAUCCGCUACGACCCCAUAGCAGCUGCCUCAGAGAGCUGGGGGGACGAUGAGACCCAGGCAGUUGGCGAUGAGCCUGAGGCCGCGGCCCAGGAAGCAUGGGGGGAUGAUGGAACCCAGGGUGGUCAUGACGACCCAGUGGCCGACUCUCAGGAGAGCUGGACUGAUGACAGAGACCAGCAAGAAGCGGAGGAGCCUGUCGCAGAUGUAACGGCCGCUGAAGACGCUCCGACCGAUGUACCUGAGGAGGACACGACCCCAACUGCUGCUGUGCUGGAUAAUGAAGAGGGUCAGGGUGAGUCUCCAGAAGCUGCUGCCCCUGCUCCUGCUCCUGCUCCUGCAGCAGAAGAACCAGUGGCAGAGGAGGUGAAUACACCUGCAGAAGCAGCUCAGCCAACAGUGGAGGAGCAGAAAUCAGAAACAGCAGAAAUGCCCCCUGGCUUCUUGUUCAAGGUCCAAGUGAUGCAUGAUUAUGCUGCCAACGACACAGAUGAACUGGAGAUGAAAGCUGGUGAUGUGGUGCUAGUAAUCACCUUUGACAACCCUGACGAACAGGAUGAUGGCUGGCUGAUGGGGAUGAAAGAGGGAGACUGGCAGCAAAAGAAAGAAAACGCUGCUAAAGGAGUAUUUCCUGAAAACUUCACCCAGAGGCUGUGAAAAAAGAGGACUUCUUCCUUCAUUGUCUCCUUUUCUCGCCUUUGUCCUCUUUUCCUUCUCUCAACCAACCCUGAAUCUUUACUAGGACUACGGCCAUUGAAGCAGAGCUGUCACAGCCCUGGAGGAAAACAAUGCAUUGCUAAGGUCUGCUACACCGUGGAUCCAAGUAUUUCCACAGAUUUCUGCAAAUAUUGGUCAAUAACAGAUGUAGCCAAUUAAAAGGCCCACUUUUCUGCAGAAAUUGCUUCGGUGCAAAACUUGAGGAUUUCAGUAAACUGUCCUGCAUGCAGGACGAGAUGCAAUAUUGAUAUAAUAACUACAACUGAUAUUGCAUCAGAGGAAUCAUGUCUCAUCUCAAAAGGGAUGAGACAUGAUCAGCUGGAAUUGAAAGACGGAGAACAGUUUAAAACUCUCAACUCUCAAGAGAACCCUUACAUUCAUCUAAGCCCUAACGUUGUUUUAUAGAAGAGAUAAGUAUGUCUCUCUGCUUGAAAAAAAUGAGAGAAAAAAAAUCACUGAUUAUAGUCUUCACUAUUAAACGAGCAUUCACCAAGCAGAGUGAAACACUAAAAAAGUCAAG
Cololabis saira (Pacific saury) is the source of this 2796-nucleotide messenger RNA. It is a transcript of the gene bin1a, whose product is annotated as myc box-dependent-interacting protein 1. Gene Ontology annotation, cellular component: cytoplasm; plasma membrane; synaptic vesicle. Bases 255 to 2216 code for a protein of 653 amino acids. Gene Ontology annotation, molecular function: tau protein binding; phospholipid binding. Lineage: Eukaryota; Metazoa; Chordata; Actinopteri; Beloniformes; Belonidae. The transcript is spliced from 21 exons. The record is from RefSeq and is a predicted model, not a curated record.